AUGGCUAGAUUCGCCACUCUCACCUUCCUUCUCGUCUUUUUUCUUAGCAUCUCUUGCCUCAAGUACUCCAAUCUUCUGAGACUCGUGCGAUCCCUCACACCGUUUACGCUCUUAGAACCCAUGUCGAGACCUCCACCAGAGAGCAAAGCCUGGGUCAAGGAACGCCUCGAGUUUCUGUACACCCAACCUGGGCAGGCAGAUGUAGAGGGUUACUCAAAACACUUCGAGAAAAGCUUCCAACCUACUGCCAAAGUCACAUUGAAUGGUGAAGCGAUGACCUUGGACGAUUUCAAGGAACAACUCCAGGCUUCGCAGGUUGCCACUACGAACGUCAAGAUUGUUUGGCAGGAUCUGGCAGGAAGGUGGGAAGGAGAUAAGAUUGUCAUCGAGGGAAGUUUCGAGGUUACACGCACGAUGAAAUUCAGGGUUCGCGUCGGUCCUGCACAGAAUGUUCAACUCAAUAGCUUCACGGCUCACCUUCUCCCUGUCGAGAAAGAUGAAUUCGCGAUUAGCAAAUUUGACCUCAGGAUGGAGAAUAGAUCAAAGCCCAUACAACUCCAAGGGAUUCAAGAUGGUUAA
Coprinopsis cinerea okayama7#130 is the source of this 579-nucleotide messenger RNA. RefSeq lists its product as hypothetical. The record is from RefSeq and is a predicted model, not a curated record. The transcript is spliced from 4 exons. NCBI's taxonomy places the organism in Eukaryota, Fungi, Basidiomycota, Agaricomycetes, Agaricales, Psathyrellaceae. Bases 1 to 579 code for a protein of 192 amino acids.